AUUGAAUUCCACUCGGUGUCUAGGGCUUCGUCAUCCUCUGUUCGUGUUGCUUUUUUGUAACGCCGGCAACGCCCAUAAGCUCCGACCAUCGACACGGCCACACCUUCCACGAACUAUCACCGACGACGUUCCACCAGAGUUUUUCUCCAUUUUUGUCGACGUGUUAUAGACCCACUCUCAUUCAACCUCAAAUUUGAGUUUCCCAUUUCUUAAUUGAAUUGAUUCAAUUCCCAUUUCUAUCUAUUAUUAUGAACAAAGGCAUCGGUGGUGGAACUGGCCCCACUGCAGCGGCUGCGGCGGCGGCAGCUCAGAAGCAGAAACUGCUUCUCCAGAGAGUGGAAACUGAUAUAGCCAAUAUUGUUGACAAUUUCACUCAUCUUGUCAACGUCUCUAGAGUGAACGAUCCACCAGUUAGAAACUCACAAGAAUCUUUCAUGAUGGAAAUGCGUGCGGCCAGAAUGGUUCAGGCAGCUGAUUCUCUGCUGAAGUUGGUUUCAGAACUUAAGCAGACAGCAAUAUUUUCUGGAUUUGCUUCACUAAACGAUCAUGUGGAGCAAAGAAUUGUGGAAUUCAAUCAGCAGGCACAACAGACUGACCGUCUUUUAUCUAGAAUUGGUGAAGAAGCUGCUGCCAAUUUGAAGGAGCUUGAAUCUCAUUAUUAUUCUUCAACACAGAGAACUGAUCAGAACAGCCUGACGUGAUUUAGAGUGGAAAGUGGAAUUAAUGAUGCGAUGCUGUUGGCUUCUAAACUCAGUUGCUUGCUAACAUGGAUAAUGAAACGUAAUAUAACACUUCUAACUUUUUCUCUCUCGUUUUACUAUAACUUCCUUCUUCACUUGAAAGUGCCUAAAAAAAUAGCAAACAUGAUAGGAAAUAAGUAACUCAUUCCGUUGUCUGAAUUAAUUCAGAGAGGACGAAACAUGUAUGUUGACUUUGGCAGGUAAAUUCAGAAAUUAAUUUUAUAUAGUU
Cucumis sativus (cucumber) is the source of this 969-nucleotide messenger RNA. Its product is annotated as mediator of RNA polymerase II transcription subunit 22b. The record is from RefSeq and is a predicted model, not a curated record. Gene Ontology annotation, molecular function: transcription coregulator activity. Gene Ontology annotation, biological process: regulation of transcription by RNA polymerase II. The transcript is spliced from 4 exons. Lineage: Eukaryota; Viridiplantae; Streptophyta; Magnoliopsida; Cucurbitales; Cucurbitaceae. Bases 249 to 701 code for a protein of 150 amino acids. Gene Ontology annotation, cellular component: mediator complex.